Messenger RNA from Funneliformis mosseae, 198 nucleotides. Lineage: Eukaryota; Fungi; Glomeromycota; Glomeromycetes; Glomerales; Glomeraceae. The record is from the annotation of a GenBank genome assembly.
UAUAAAUCACGGACCCGAUUGAAUACUCGGCCCAUUUGUCGAUCUGAGAUUCCGGCGAAAUCUGAGAUUAACAGAAUAAUUGUAGAUCCGAGAUUGUGGCAGUUUAAUUGCGCAAUUUUGGAUCUGCAAUAUUUCGCGGAAUUCUAUCACGGAAUAUCGGAUUAUUUAUUUCAGAACAUUGAACACGCAUCAAAAUAA